Molecule: messenger RNA, 570 nt
Organism: Rhinocladiella mackenziei CBS 650.93
Lineage: Eukaryota; Fungi; Ascomycota; Eurotiomycetes; Chaetothyriales; Herpotrichiellaceae
Exons: 2
Coding region: 1-570 (189 amino acids)
Source: RefSeq, a predicted model, not a curated record
AUGACACCGGAUUAUGAGGUAUUGUGCAACGGCCGUGUCAUGGAUGAAGGCUGGUUCGCCAGCUUGCAGAAACCAAAUGUGGGAAUCACCACUCUGCCUAUCACCUCCAUUCAGCCUAGAUCAGUGACAUUGGGACCGGGACGACAUUACCCACCUAUGUCAAAAUCUUCUUCAACGGCGCCCACCGAAGCAAGGAUAAUCCCGGCGGAUGUGAUCAUUAUGGCCGGUGGCUACGACACAAACCAGUGGCGUCACCCACUGGACAUUACAGGUCGCAAUGGGCGAAGUCCGUAUAAAAACAUGGGAGGAGCGGGGUGGGAGCCACAGCAUAUCUUGGAACUCGUGAUUCUCGCAAGGGAGAGCAUGGUCAACUAUAACCUGAGCUUCACUGGGCCAAUCUUGAGAGGUGAUGUGGACAUGUACGAGGUUAAAGAGUCCAUGGAGCUCAAGCGGACCUCUGAUUUGCAAAAGGUGCUAAAGAAUUCCCUCUUCCCCUCGAGUGGCUGCAAGUCCUGGGACGUUGGCGCAGACGGCUGGAACUCGACCGUCUAUCCCACACACCUAGGUUGA